AUGAACGGCAAUCAGCAAUGGACGCCCUCGUCCGCCCAUCACCUCAAUGGCAACCGCUCCUUCCACUUCUCCGACGAUGGCACCGCCCGCACCCAGACCCCCAUCGACAACGCCUCCCUGUCCCAGUCCCAGUCCCAAUCCCAGAUGUCGAUGCCUGAGGCAUCAACUUCAUCUGAUAACCCGGACGACGACCGGCAGCGCGCCUUUUUUCGCGACCUCUAUCACCAGGCCGAGGCCAAGAUCGCCCAUCUCUUCGCCGAGGACGGUUCCUACAACUGGUCCGGCAUAGACUCUCUCCGCCGCCCCGUCACCCUCGGCGCACCCCUUCUGCCCCCGACCACCGACCACACCCCCAUCGAGGAGCGCCCCGUCAAGCGAGUCAAGCGCGUCAUUGACGAAGAUGACUACGGCGACGACGACGAGGACGACGAGGACGACCAAGAUGACACCCGGGACGCCUCGCCGUCCAAGUCCAAAAGCGCCCAGGCCUCCAGGGGCCUGCUCUCCCCGUCCAAGUCCGGGAGCUCCCCGGUCCAGUCCGUGACCACCCCCGAGAAGCAGGCCGACAAGUCCAAGGACGACACCUCGCAAGGGUCGCAAGACCGGAGCAAGUCGUCUGAGGAUGCGCGCAAGAAGUUGGAGGAGGAUCGCGUGGCCACCGAGGACGCCGCCAAGCGCAGCUUCCACACCCUCAUCUACACCCUCGAGAAUGACCGCACGGCCAUGCUGGAACAGCAACAGCUCGAGGAGUCCGAGAAGCAGCUCCAGGCCGAGAUGGAUAAGAACAAUAACGGCCAACCCACCAGCGGCGCUUCUGGCGAGAACCAUGGCUCGCUCAGCAGCGCGAACCUCGGCGCGUCGAGCCUCACCCUCAAGCACCUCAUCGCGCGCAUAGACAUGAAGCGCGACAUGGUCCGCGCCUCGGAUGCCGAGCUGCGCUCCCUUAUGAACGAGGUGCGGAAAAACCGAAGCAAGUGGGCGAGCGAAGAGUUUGUCAACCAGGAAGAACUGUACGAGGCCAUUGAAAAGGUCUUGACAGAGCUGAAGGCGCACACGGAGUACUCAACGCCUUUCCUACAGAAGGUGAACAAGCGAGACGCGCCUGAUUACUAUAACCUCAUCAACAAGCCCAUGGAUCUCGGAACCAUGACGAAGAAGCUCAAGUCUGCGCAGUACAAGUCCAAGUCAGAUUUUGUCGUGGAUCUCAACCUGAUCUGGGAUAACUGUCUCCGAUACAACCAGGAUCUCAACCACCCGCUGCGGCGCAUGGCAAAUGGCAUGCGUAGGGAGGCCGAGAAGCUGAUCCCCUUGAUCCCCGACCUCGUUAUUCGGCCGCGCGCUGAGGUGGAGGCUGAGGAACGGCGCAAGCAGAAUGGUGGUGACGAGGACGCAGGCGAAGACUCAGACGAUGAGCCCAUCAUGUCUUCUCGCGGACGUGUCACAGGGGGGGCUAAAGGCACAAAGUCACGCAAGGCUCCGUCUGAUCAGAAGGAGGGAACCCCCAAUGUCGAUCAGAAACCAGUGCUGCAGCUGAAUGGCCUCCUGGCCAAAACGGGCAGGGAGGGAUCAGAGCUCGAGGGGAGCAAUGGCUUCGGGACACCCCCUGUCGGUGGCUCGAACACACCCAGCGGCAUCCAUGGCAUGUCAGGUAUCGGCAGCAAUGCAGAUGCGAUGGACAUUGACGGCCCUUCUCUGAACGGAAUGGCACUCGAUCGUGCCCUGAACGAGGCUCAGGAGCAGGCCUUUGAAGACGAGGAGUACAAGGUCUACAAGCAGAUCACGAAGAAAGACCGAGCCCAUGUUGCCAAGCAACGCUAUCAGCUGUUUGGUGGCAAUAAACUCAACGUUGAUGAGCCUGCACUCCUCCGCAGCAAGGCCUCGAUGCGCCGGUUUCUCCGUCAUCAACAGCAGGCAGACGCCAUUGGAGUGUCCAGUCCUACCCUGGCCGAUGGGUCAGCUGCAGGCGCCAAAGACGCCUCCAAGGCAUCCGAGACUCUUGCCGAGGGCAUGGAAGAAGACGUCGAGCGCGUUGUCCCUGACUGGUACGACCCGCAGAGCAUGAUCCCCGACAUCCACCCCAAGCUCCAAUGGGUCGAGGACAAUGAAGGGCAAGUGAUCAACCAACACGAGGAAUUCUUGAGGACCGUCCCAGCCGGCCUGUACACCGCUCCGAAGAGUUACUUGUCAGACAAGCUCGACUCCAACCUACGUCAGAUGCAGGAGACACGCAAAACUUGUGCAAAGAUCGCCGUCGUCAAGCAAAUGCAGAUCCAGACCCAGAUGUACCAAAACCAGUUUCCCAAGUACGAUCCUGAGCCUUUCGUCGAGCACGAUAUCGAGCCCCACGUCAUCUGCAGCGACGACAACAUGGUCAUGGACCCUCGCGUCAACAGGGCUGCGCUGCAGAGAUCGGUCGCCAAGUUAUUCUACCACGCAGGAUUCGAAGAGAUGCAGCCAUCGGCUCUUGACGCCGUGACUGACGUCGCGGCUGAUUACUUUCACAAAAUCGGCAUGACGUUCAAGACGUACUUUGAAGCUGACAGGAUGGACCCUUCCGCGCUCUACGCACAAGGUGGCGCCAAGGUACAGCCUCGGUUCACCGACGAGGAGGUUCUUUUGCAUACCCUCCAUGAACAUGGCUAUAGCGUUGAGGAUCUGGAGUCUUAUGCAAAGGACGAGGUUGAGCGGCUGAGCAACAAGCUCGGAUCCAUUCAUGAUCGCAUGAAGCAGCAUCUAAGUGACCUAUUGCGGCCUGCCCUUACUGAGAACGGUGUAGAUGGUGGCGCGUCUUCAUUCAACGAAGGCAGCGAACAGUUCGUCAGCGGCGACUUUGCAGACGACCUCGGCGAGGACUACUUUGGUUUCCGUGAGCUCGGCCUCGCAGGUGAACUGGGCGGCAUGUUAUCUGUGCCUCUACAUCUUCUCCACUCGCGGGUACGAACGAACUUCGCCAGCCAGAACCAGGUCGCUGGGCCCGUCGAUGAACAGAUGUUCGAUGACUUGCCGGCUCCCGAGGCAGUUACGAAGGAUAACAUUCACAACGAGAUUGGCCUUGUUAAGAACUUCUUCCUCGCCAAGUUGCACGCUAAUGGCGAUCAACCCUUGGUGGAAGAUGCAGACUUGCCAGUCAAGCAGCAGCGUCCUCGGCCACGCCUCGGCGCUACCGGCAAGAUUGUAUCACCCCAGAAGCGACCACCCAAGGAGCAGAAUGCGAUUAACAAGAAAAAGAAGAAGAUGGAGGCCGCCGCUGCUGCGGAGAAGGCGAACGCCACCAACAGCAGCCCCGAAAAGGGCAAGGAUAAGAAGCCUGUCAAGCCCAGUCCGGUUCCUGUGCCCAAUGGCUUGGUUCUCUCGCGACCGUCAGCCCCCGAGAUGUCCCGUGUCGAGAGCACGCAGAGCCAAGGAGGCAACAGCCAGGCCGACAAGACCGAUACUGGCAUGAUGAGCCCCGAGAGCAUGGAACGCUAG
Messenger RNA from Neoarthrinium moseri, 3468 nucleotides. RefSeq lists its product as uncharacterized. Gene Ontology annotation, molecular function: structural molecule activity; protein heterodimerization activity. The transcript has 3 exons. The record is from RefSeq and is a predicted model, not a curated record. Gene Ontology annotation, cellular component: SLIK (SAGA-like) complex; SAGA complex. Gene Ontology annotation, biological process: regulation of transcription by RNA polymerase II. NCBI's taxonomy places the organism in Eukaryota, Fungi, Ascomycota, Sordariomycetes, Amphisphaeriales, Apiosporaceae. The coding region runs from base 1 to 3468 and encodes 1155 amino acids.